Messenger RNA from Musca vetustissima, 1133 nucleotides. RefSeq names its product zinc finger protein 697 (gene hkb). Lineage: Eukaryota; Metazoa; Arthropoda; Insecta; Diptera; Muscidae. The transcript has a single exon. Gene Ontology annotation, biological process: regulation of transcription by RNA polymerase II. The coding region runs from base 26 to 985 and encodes 319 amino acids. The record is from RefSeq and is a predicted model, not a curated record. Gene Ontology annotation, molecular function: DNA-binding transcription factor activity, RNA polymerase II-specific; RNA polymerase II cis-regulatory region sequence-specific DNA binding.
AAUUAAAAACUAAAAAAACAACAACAUGUCUACCUUGAAUAUGCAUCCACCACAAACCUACUCCCGACUAUUCCGUCCAUGGGAUUGUAGUUCCCGUGACGAAACCAACAAAACACCCGAGGAAGUACCAGUCCAACAGCCGUUGGUAAAAUCGGAAUAUAACUCCUCCACCGAGGACAUGUCAGCCUCAUCUACCUCAACACUAAUCAAGGCUGAAAACUUGUCCUUCAGUGGCAAUGAAAGCGAUCGUGAAUGUGCCUCGUCCAGCAGUUCAUCCAGCAAAUCCUAUGACGAAAGCUUCAACAACAGCAUGCAAAUGGAUGUCUCCUCGCCAUCGGUCAACACUACAACCGCUCAUAUGGUGCCACAGGCUCUUAAUUAUGCCGCUCCUCCAGCUUCUCACAUCUACGGUUCAUUGGAGAACCCAAUGCAUCCUGCCUCAGCCAUGCACAUGAUGCCUCCAUCUGCCAGUGACCUUUACUAUGCUGCAGCCGCCGCUGCUGGAUUACCAAAUGUAGCAUCAACUACUUCACCAUCAGCCGCCGCUGCUGCAGCUGCCGCCUAUGCCUUGGAUCCCUAUGCCUUGAGCAUUAUGGAACAGGAAUACGCUCGUGUAAUGGCCGAGGAGGCUCAUCUGAAAGCCGUCAAUGCCCGCAAGCAACGCCCAAAGAAAUUCAAAUGCCCCCAUUGCGAUGUUGCCUUCUCCAACAAUGGCCAAUUGAAGGGACACAUUCGCAUCCACACCGGCGAAAGGCCCUUCAAGUGCGACGUUGAAACCUGCGGCAAGACAUUCACACGCAACGAAGAGUUGACACGCCACAAGCGUAUUCACACCGGCCUCAGACCCUACCCUUGCACUGCCUGCGGCAAGAAGUUCGGACGCCGUGAUCACCUCAAGAAGCACAUGAAGACCCAUAUGCCACAAGAACGUCAACUGGGACCCGCCAUAUUUGUGCCCAUGUAUCCCUACCUCUACGGCUAUUAAGGACGAUGGACACAGAUACGUAGGACACAACGCGGUGUCAUGUGACAUAGUAUCGCAUGUGGCUUGGCCCAAAUGCUGCUUCCAAUUUCAAGGUUCCUCAAAGGCAUAGAAGAAAAACGAAAUAAAACGCGCUUGCACGCGUUAAAAA